AUGCUUGAGAAUACACAUCAGGAAGCGAAGACAAUUCUUCAAGUCCGAAGCGUUUGUGUGCUUCACCUUCUGAGCCACAAGAUGGUCCAGUCCUUUCGGAUUGUGAGGGAAGAAGAAACAACUCUCAUGGUGGAGAAGAUUCGGGGCUCAUCCGUGGUGAAUCUGUCAGACAUGCUUGUUUCCCUCACCAAUAGUGUAAUAAGUAGGGUGACCUUGGGCAGGAACUAUUGGGAAGGGGAAGCAAGUAAUGAGAUUAUGUACGUAAAUCAAGAAAAUGAAAAAGCCAACGAAUUUUCAUCUUCUGAUUUUGAGCAAAAGUCAAAAAAAACUAAAUCAAGCGUAUCCCUAAAAGGAGGGUGGAAGCUCAAGGAAAUGAUUGGAAGGUUAGCGGAAUUGUUGGGCGUGGUUGAUAUUGGGGUUUACAUCCCCUGGCUUUCUUGGUUGAAUCGUAUCAAUGGUCUGGAUGGUAAAGCGGAGAAACUUGCUAGGGAGUUUGAUGAAUUCAUAGAGGCUGUGGUUGCAGAGCAUGUUCAUGGGAGGAGAAGGGAGUGCAAUAAAGCUUUGAGGUUUAAUAUGACAAUUUGGUCACUUGGCUCCUUUUUGCAGGACAUGUUUGGUGCUGGGACUGAUACAACAUUCACUCUUCUAGAAUGGACAGUGGCCGAGCUCUUAAAACACCAGGAAACCAUGAAGAAGUUACAAAAGGAAGUGAAAGAAAUAGGCAGAGGCAAACGUUACAUAGCCGAGGAUGAUCUGGAGAAAAUGCACUACUUGAAAGCUGUGAUCAAAGAGUGCCUAAGGCUUCAUACCCCUCUCCCAAUAUUACUUCCUAGAGAAUCACUCAAAGAUGUUAGAGUAAUGGGCUAUGACAUUGAUGCUGGCACCCAAGUGCUCGUGAAUGUUCGGGCAAUCGCAAGAGAUCCAUCAUCUUGGGAACAUCCUGAGGAGUUUCGGCCCGAAAGGUUCCUUAAUAGCUCCAUAGAUUUCAAGGGCAAAGAUUUCGAGUUCAUCCCUUUCGGUGCUGGGCGGAGGGGUUGCCCCGGCACACUAUUCGCCAUCAAUGUGACUGAGCUUGCAUUAGCAAAUAUUGUGUAUAAGUUUGAUUUAUCUUUGCCUGAUGGGGCAAGCUCGGAGGAUUUGGACAUGAGUGAAGGAACCGGGAUCACCAUCCAUAGAAAGAAUCCUCUAAUUGUUUUAGCAGCUGAACGUCUCUAA
Molecule: messenger RNA, 1215 nt
Organism: Thlaspi arvense
Lineage: Eukaryota; Viridiplantae; Streptophyta; Magnoliopsida; Brassicales; Brassicaceae
Source: the annotation of a GenBank genome assembly